CAGCAAGUUAAUCAAAAUGUAUGUUGAACUAGUCCUUGGACGAAAUUCUCAUUUUAUGUGCUAUACAACAUCUAUUAUAAAAAUCUACAAUGAAAUACAGGUGACGUAUAUUUCAAUUAGGCUGUAGUAGGUUCGUAAGUUAGAAGAGUGAUCAUGGUUCUACGUGGGAAGUUGAGAUGUGGCUUGGUUGCAUGUUCGAAGUUGGUCGUUUUGUGUUCGAAGUUGCCAGUGUAACGUCAGUUUGCAAGGUUUAUGGUGUAGAUACUAAAGUGUCGUAUAAGGUGUUUUUUAUGUGGAUAUUCUUAAGCAUUAUGGCUGGGUUCCUAUUAGUGUCAUUGUUGUAUUUACACAUCUUUCUCGAGAAUCCCAUCAUUUAUCACAAAAGAUAUUAUUGUUAUAAAGUAUUUGUGCAAACGACGCUGUACAACAUGAUAGCCACAGUUUUCAUGUAUUUGUGUUGGUUGUGGCAUAUUGGUUUUCUCUCGGAUGUGUACGAAAUAUGCAACUGUAAGGUCGCGAUUUAAAUGAAAGCACAUUAAAGUUGUAGAGAAGGUAACGAGAGAUUUGGUAUUUCCAAUGAGGUAAGGAUAUCGUAAGUGGAUAGAAUUUUGUUUGGGGUUUAUAUGUAAUAGGAAUACCUCUAUGCAUUUUCUGAAUGUGAUGGUUGUA
Molecule: messenger RNA, 669 nt
Organism: Umbelopsis ramanniana AG
Lineage: Eukaryota; Fungi; Mucoromycota; Umbelopsidomycetes; Umbelopsidales; Umbelopsidaceae
Exons: 1
Coding region: 177-524 (115 amino acids)
Source: RefSeq, a predicted model, not a curated record